AUGUGGCGCCCUCAUCGGAAGAAACGGAAACUAUCUGUAAUAAACCAGCUGAUUAUAAACAACCAAAACUAUUUUCUUACAAUGUAACGCCUUUAAAACACCUUUAACUCGAAUAUAUUACUCAGUUAUCAUGGAAGUUGAUGAUAUACCCCAGAUUGCGCCUAAUGUCGACUUCAAUUCGAUACAACCAAUCCACCAGAAAAGAACAAUUGCCUUUGUCAAUCAUUUCCUGUUGAGUACUGUAUCAUUCCUGAAUGAUUUUGCGUCAUCAUGUGAGUCUAGAUUGAUGCAGUUUGAGUAUAAACUGCAGAAGGUUGAAGCUUCUUUGUUGAUUUUAGAGUCACAGUUAUCAAGUAUUCCUGACUUGAAUGAUGUCAGUAGUAAACCUGCUCAAGUCAAUGUGGACUUGCCAGAGGUUGAAGUAACUACAACUGAUGCAGUAGUAGUGGAAACAGAGCAGAAUCAAAGUGAAAAUGUGAAUGCAGAGCAAGGAAAUGAACAAAAAGAUGAGAAGGAUGUAAAUACUGAAGAAAACAACAAUGGGUUGCAAAGUGAUGGGCUGAAAGCCAGUGCUGAUCCAAGAUUUAGGAAAGUUUUCAAAAUGUUGCAAUUUGGAGUGCCUGCUGAAGCAGUCAGACUGAAAAUGAAGGCAGAAGGCGUUGAUCCACAAAUAUUGGACAAUCCAAAUGCAGUUAUAGAAGAAUAAAUCAACACAAACGCAUAUUUUUCAUAAUAAAUUCGCAAUAAAAUUAUUGUUUUUGCAUUUAUUUUUUAUAAAUACAAAGAUGUUCUUAUCUAUUUAACAAA
Dalotia coriaria is the source of this 807-nucleotide messenger RNA. RefSeq names its product Coiled-coil domain containing 53 (gene CCDC53). Lineage: Eukaryota; Metazoa; Arthropoda; Insecta; Coleoptera; Staphylinidae. The record is from RefSeq and is a predicted model, not a curated record. The coding region runs from base 131 to 706 and encodes 191 amino acids. The transcript is spliced from 4 exons. Gene Ontology annotation, cellular component: WASH complex. Gene Ontology annotation, biological process: exocytosis; actin filament polymerization.